AUGGCAACUGAGGAGAUUCAUAGGCCUCCAUCCCUCCCUCCUUAUCCUGAGAUGAUUUUGUCAGCCAUUACAGCAUUGAAUGAGGCAGGUGGCUCUAACAAGACAUCAAUAUCGAAAUACAUUGAAUCAAAAUAUGGGGACUUGCCGGCUGGCCACACUGCACUCCUUGCACACCAUCUCAAUCGAAUGAAGGAUAUGGGAGAGAUAAUAUUCUGGAAAAACAACUACAUGAAACCAGAUCCCAAUGCUCCUCCAAGGCGUGGUCGGGGUAGGCCCCCUAAGCCCAAGGACCCAUUACCAACAGGCGCAGAUCUGGCCCCUGCCAGACCGAGGGGUCGUCCGCCAAAGGAUCCAAAUGCACCUCCGAAGCCAGUGAAGCCAAAGGCAGCAACUGGGGGAAGUGGAAAACCGAGAGGGAGGCCACGCAAAAUGGCUCGGCCCACAGGAGGAAUGACCGGAGCUGCAACAACAACCUCAGCAGUGCCAAUGACAGCAGGUAGUGGAAGGCCAAGGGGUCGGCCUCCAAAGGUGAAGGCUGCUGCUAUGACUGAAGUGAGUGUUCAGAAUUAG
This is a messenger RNA of Dovyalis caffra, 570 nucleotides long. Lineage: Eukaryota; Viridiplantae; Streptophyta; Magnoliopsida; Malpighiales; Salicaceae. The record is from the annotation of a GenBank genome assembly.